UCCUCCAGCGGACAAUGCCUGUCUCACUACUGAUCAACCUGAAAAGAAUCACUUUCCACCAAUCUGCAACACUUCUCCAACAACAAACCUUGAACAGAAGCUGAAUAAAACCGCCAUGAAUAAUUAUCCAAGUCCCAGAGAAUCAUCAGUUACUAAUACUAAGCCAAGUUCAAUAAAACAAAAUGAGUACCAUUUCAAGAGCCUUGCCAACUUGGAUUCUCUUAAGGUUCCUGUUCUUAGACGCUCACAAACAGACCCACAAGCAGACACAGAUUUGUCAGUACUCCUAGUUUUGUAAUAGCGGAGGAGAAGCUGCUGGUUCGAAGGCUGCCCUGAACAAUCUUCAUAUUCCAGAACUCCUCUUGCCACAAUGUUUUGAAGAUGAAAGCCAGAAUGAGUCUCUUAAUGUGAUGAAAACUCAAAAGAAGCCCAAAACUGUGCCUCCGUGUGAGCAAGAUGUCUCAGACUGUUCUGCAAUAGACUCCUUGUCUGGUAUUAGUGCAUCUUCUAAUGAUGCUGCAAGAGUGAUUGGUGAAAAGAGGUUUUGGAAGAUGAGAACUUACAUGAUCAAGUAUCUAUUCCUCUCACUUACUAUUCAGCAGAAGAUCUUUGAGGCUCAAGUGUUUGAGUUGCGUAGACUGAUAAUGGUUCAAAAGAUGGUUGCAAGAUCACCAAACUUGGUCCUCAAAAGUAAGUUUAAUGGUGAUACAAUGAGGUUAUCCCAUUCCCAUCUGCCGGAAAUGGCUGCUUCAAAGGUUAUAAAACCAAUCACCAAGAAGCACAAACAUGUAACUGAAGAAUAUCCAAAGCAUAUGAAACCAAAGGUUCCUCUACCUUCCAUAAACAAAGACCUCAUGACCCCAAUGUGGCCACAACAGCCACUUCCUCCUCCUGGAAACCAAUGGUUAGUUCCUGUAAUGUCUCCUUCAGAAGGUCUGGUCUAUAAACCAUACACAGGACCAUCUCCUCCUCCUCCUUCAGCUUUCAUGGUUCCAUUUUAUGGACAAAAUUCGCUCAACCCAACAUUAGGUUUCCCUGUUUCUACUCAACUUAACCACAGCUACUUCCCACCCACUAACGCGAGGACAACACUUGACCAGACAAACCCGUUUCGUCAGCUUCAAAGAUGGUCCAACACAUCAAGCCACGUGACUCAAGCGAGUCCAUUUUCCUUAAAAAAGUCUCAGGAAUCUAAUGACAGUGAUGUACAUGGAAGUACAGCUUCAAGUCCACCAGAGAAGCAUAAACUAGAUGUGCUUCCUCUUUUCCCUACAAAGCCUACUCAUCACACUGAUGAGUACGAGGAGAAACAGAAACCGUUGCGUCGUGCCAUUAAAGCCAUUCCUCAUAAUUCAACAUCUGCCUCUGAAUCUGCUGCAAGAAUCUUCCGUUCCAUUCAGGAAGGACUCAGAUCAUAUGAUUAGUUAGUUUUGUUUUACAUUCCACAUUCUUUUGCUCAAUAUCAUCUAGUUUAGAUUACUCUUCAUAUGAAGAUGUAAAUUAGUACUGUCACUAUAUACAUAAGACAUACACACACAUGUUAUAUGGAUAUUGUAUUUGACAUACAGCAAAUAAAAGAGAGAUUGUUUUUGUUCCGUUAAAUAUCAUUCCAGUUUUGAAGGUU
Messenger RNA from Brassica oleracea var. oleracea, 1624 nucleotides. RefSeq names its product protein EARLY FLOWERING 3-like. The record is from RefSeq and is a predicted model, not a curated record. Gene Ontology annotation, biological process: regulation of photoperiodism, flowering. The transcript has 4 exons. Bases 411 to 1424 code for a protein of 337 amino acids. Lineage: Eukaryota; Viridiplantae; Streptophyta; Magnoliopsida; Brassicales; Brassicaceae.